CUAACAACUGUGAUUAUCCUGCAGGUGUGAAGAUGGGCGUGUGGGCGUGGUGGUCAGCCAGAACCGUCCUCUCCGUCCUCAUCUGCGUAUCCGUGACAUCCCUCCUCAUCUCCUACCACCUCACCAUUCUUCAGGUGCGGGGAUGGGUGACUCCUGAAGGGCAGCCAGGUGAACGAAGUCCCCAUCACCGUGAUAUACUGUCCAGGGUCCUGCUGUCUUGUUACCCCGCCCACAACGCCACGACCCUCUCCUGGCCCUCCUGACGAAGCUGGAGUCCUCGUACCUGCAGAAGGCCAGGGAGGCGGCGCCCACGGUACUGGUUAGGGGACAGAAGCUCCUCGUCUCCAGGGACCUCCCAGCUUAUGCCCACGCCCUAACACCCGCGUCUAUUGGACGUGAAAAGACACCCAGACACACCCACGAUCAUGGGCUGGACCUUAUGGGGGAGAGAGAUGGCGCCUAUGACUUCUCUCAGGGGAAGGGAGACGCCCACACCCCGCCCACGACGCCCAAAAUACGCCUUCUAGACACCACCGCCCACCGUGUGAGGAUGGUGGGCGUGAAUGGCUCAGUCUACUAUGCCCUGGAAGAGGAGGCAGCAGCAGGAGGUCGUGUGUGAGACUGGAGGCUGCUGGUGUGUCUGGCUUAUACUGACGGCGACUCCUCCGCUUGUCUCCCCAGAAAGCUCUUCCCCUCCCUCAGGCCACACCAGAAGGUAGGUCGCCUCCCUGGGUUACGAGGGACCCUGUGGCGUCGAGAGAGUUUGUGCGACCUCCUCCACGCCUCAAGGUUGGUUCCACCUAUUCGUGCCCUCGUCCCAGCUUGCUACGCUCUCCCCGCCCACAUCACCUAUCUCACCGCUGCCGCUCACGCCCUCCCAGACACCGCUCAGUGGGUGGUGAAGGCCUCCCACUCCGGGAAGGGCGUGGCGGUGGUAGACAACAGGAAACUACUGGAGGACUUGCGUGAUAAGAGGCUGGGGUCAGGACAGAUGGUGCAGGUUCACUGGGGUCCGCCGCUGCAGGUGCUGGGGGUGAGCGUGUCGGUGAGGCUCUACCUCCUGCUGGGGUCGCUGCAGCCCCUACGAGCUCAUGUCCACACCCACGGCGAGGUGGUGUUCCGGCACCCCCCAGCCAGAGGCUACGCCAAGAUCCAGGACCGAGUGUGGACGUGGUCUGAGUUGGUGUCGUGGGUGGGCCGCACGUCGGGCGAGGAGGCCAUGCGGGCCAUGGUGGGCCACACUGAAGCUGUGCUAGUCACACUGGCCCUGGCUGCUGACUUACUACUGCCUCCCAAGGUCCACAACCUGAAGAAGGCUUCACGACGCUACAGGUGCGAGGGGUGCUACCAGCUGCUGGGUGUUGACCUCGUCUACAAUUCUACCUUCUACCCGGCUGUCCUGGGCGUCAGCGGCCAACCAGACCUCUCCUUCACUUCCGCAGACCUGGACGCCCACAAUGCCCAUGCUGUCGGCAGAAUCCAGGUGGCGAGGGACGUGAUGACACUGCUGACGAGAGAUGUACAGGUGGCGUCCCAAGUGAAUGAGGCCCUCACGGAGGCUGCUGACAAUUUGGGAGUGGUUGGUGUGGACUGUCUCAUUUCCCACGAGUUGUGUUUGACCCAACCAGACCUUGAGUACCUGCUGGAAACGAGAAGAGAAAACGGACAACUCACAACGGACAUAAAAAACGAACUAUUAAGUGGAGUAACUGCGCUAGAUAUCAGAACUCCCGGACGUGAGGAUAUCUCUUUUAACCCAAGGAAGAAUCCCUUUCGAUUACAAGAAAUUUACACCAACAGUAAAAAUAAAUGGUUGCAGUUUAAUGAUUCAUACACUCUAAAAAAUAAAAUGACACCUUCAGAAACUGUUAUGGGAUCCAGGGAAUACUCCGACCAGCCGCCAGACGUCACAACACAUACGCAGAAGAAGGCGAAGAGAGUGGGUUUUACAAUGGUCUACCCCUCACCAGUCGGCCGUAUCUAUGACCAGGUAAUCGGUGACCUGUACCACGCCGUCUCCACCAACACCAGCACCGCCUUCGCCCCAGCUGCCUACCUCCUCACGGAGAGUUGGCGUCAUGUGACCAGGGACCUACACGGGCUGGUGACGUCACUGGAAGCCCACCAUCGCCCCUUGCCCCCUGGCGUCUCACCCAUGUUGGACAGCCACGACCUGGAGCAGAACGAAGACAUCCACGAGAAAUGGUUGAGGCAUCAGGAGAGUACCAAGGACCGCUGUAUGCAAGACCCAACUACGGCACCAUACCUUCAGCGAAUCAUCCUGGUGCCAGACAUCACUCUCACGCCGACCUUCACCCCGCUCGUGACCUCCUACUGGGGCGAGGUGGAGUACGGGGUCAUCAUGGUGGAAGUCACUGGUGUGGCCCUCAACUGUCAGGCAGAGGCAAGACUCGAUGAUAAAUUCGGACCGUCUACGUUGGUGAACUACACGCUGGGACUCGGGGAGAACCGCGUCCCUCUGGCUGUGGUGGACAUAGGACAUUCAGAACCCUGGACCCUCAACACCUACACCAUCCACCUCACGCGGCGACCCCCACCAGUGCCCUCACCUGAUGUGACCAGUCUCCCUCACCAAGUGUGUGGUCUGAAGCAGGAGUGUGAGCUGAGAAUUUCGCCCUCAGAGCCUUGUAGUCUCAGCAUCGAGUCAUCCUUCAACUCGUGGAGGGUCUUCCUCUCUCACAGUCAGAGUCUUCCCGCCUGCCACCAGGGGGACGCCCACGGUCGCUGGGUGCUGCCGUGCGCGUCGUGUGUGGAGCGAGUGUUAUGUGACUGGUCUAAGGCGGUAUGGCAGCCCUUCUCCUGCACCCACUCGGCCCUCACUACCCACCACCUCCGUCACUGUCUCCACGGAAAGACGCUGGUGUUCCUAGGAGACAGUACUAACCGGGGGAUGCUGUAUGCCUUAGUGGAACGCCUCAAUGGGACUCUCACCUCCUGGGAUAAGACUCACGACCUCAGGGUGAUCCGCGGGGUAAACGACGGCCACACCACAUUCGCCUUCGCCUACUACCCCAAAUUCUGGCUGCCCUCCAACCACAGACCUGUCUUUGAUCAAACACUCUAUCAGCUGUUGCUCAGGGCAGGACCUUUGAGGAACAGUUCCAACACGGUGGUGGUGGUGGGCGGUGUACACUGGGUGGCGGCCCAACACCUGCAUAUGGUCUCCUCCGCCUUACACAGGAAGGGUCUUCAAGGAGCUCAGGUCAUUCUUAAAACACUGGGAGCUGGCUUCCACGUGGCGGCCCCAGGCGUCCACACGGUGUCCAUGAGGGACCACUCACGGCUGCUGGACCACUCCAAGUACCUGGCAUCGUUUGCCCACCACCGCGGCUAUCAGGUCGUCGACACUUUCAACAUGACUGCCGCCCGCUACCGUCAUUUUCUCCAAGGAAAGUGCGCCUGUCAUUUCCACCAGGUAGUGGCACGGCGGGGGGCAGGAGGAGAGACACAGUACCGGGUUGAAGGAGAAAUUAACGCCGUCUACACCAACAUCCUCGCCAACGCCAUUUGCUCACACCAACUGCCCGCCAGAUGAUAGUCUGUGUAUGGUUUACCUGCCUGAAGGUUCUGGCAGGUGAUUGGCUGCUGAAGCUUCCACUUUAGAGAGUGAGAGAUGUAAGCUGUACACCUUGUUGAAGUAUAGUCAUAAAGUGUUUACUUUUAUGUAUGUAUUUAUUGUAUAUAUAUAUAUAUAUAUAUAUAUAUAUAUAUAUAUAUAUAUAUAUAUAUAUAUAUAUAUAUAUAUAUAUAUAUAAUAUAUAUAUUAAUUAAUUAUAAAGCAAUAUAAAAUAUUCAGUAUACAGAGGCUGCCGCUCUCAUUACAGACAGUGGGGAACACACAAAGGCUGAUGCACAGAUUAGUGAACAAAAGACAGAACAGAACAUGGAGUUAGACUUAAGGCUGUGGAGAUGGAAUUAAUGGUUGUGUCCAAUACUGUAUAGAGCUGCGUUUCUUAACCUGGGGUCCUAGCACCCCCAGGGAGUGCUGAAAUCGAUUUUGGGUGGUGCUGGGAAAGGCCAUAUUUUUUUAAGAAUGAUCAAAGUAAAUUAUAAAGCAGUAUUGUACUGUAAUUACUUGUUAUAGCCCUGUAGCAACUGUAGUCUCUACAACCAGAUGAAGGGGGUGCUGGACUCCCUAGAUCUGACCACAGGGGGUGCUGAGGUCGGGAAAGGUUAAGAAAUGCUGGUAUAUAGCAAAAUCCCCCCAAAAUAAAAUUGUGGUACAGUACAGUACAGUAUAUUUAACAGCAAACUUUGACAGGUUAAAAAUUCUUAAAUUUUGGUAAGUAACAUAAGUUAUGAUGACAGAUGUGCAGGAAUAAUUACAACAAGAAUAGAUCAGAGAACAGCACUUGAUGAUCUCAGAGAUCCUUUAACCUGGAACAUAAAGUUUAAGUAAACAAAAAAAAAGAUGUUUUAGUGAGAGAAAUAAUGAAAACUUAAAAGAAAAAUGAAAAACAUUGAACAUAGAAUUAAAGAGAAAGAUGUUAUGGCAGAGAUAUUGGUGGGUAGGAGGGUCAGGGCAAGGCUGUGAGGGUAACAUGCAAUUAAAACAGGUCAAAAAGGUUGGUAACAGAGGGCUAUGGUUACCGACCCUCAGACAUGAAGACAGCACCAUGACUGACUGAUUCACUAUAGUCUAUACCUUAUCCACUCCCACAUACAGUACACAAACACGUUAUUCAUGUCACCAUGUUAUUUACCUAUAUAUUAAUUCUUGGUUAAAACACUCCACUUCCUCUAUUCUAUUUGAUCUUACUUUUACCUGUUCUUACUCUCACCUGUUCUUAUUCUUACCUCUUCUUACUUUCCUACCCACAAAAAUAUUUGACAACCAAGGUGACAUGACAGGGUAACAAACUCACAGGUAUAUAACAAACACAGUUAUAACACAAACACCAAAGGCUCUCUGUUGACUGUGGGUGUUGUGUAGACAGUGUACAUAAUGUCGUAUAUUUUUGUAUGAAAACAUUAAAAAAAUCAACAGCAAUAAAAUCAUACAUUCA
This is a messenger RNA of Homarus americanus (American lobster), 5027 nucleotides long. RefSeq names its product cadherin-like and PC-esterase domain-containing protein 1. The transcript is spliced from 22 exons. Lineage: Eukaryota; Metazoa; Arthropoda; Malacostraca; Decapoda; Nephropidae. The record is from RefSeq and is a predicted model, not a curated record. The coding region runs from base 992 to 3556 and encodes 854 amino acids.